This is a messenger RNA of Engraulis encrasicolus (European anchovy), 1490 nucleotides long. It is a transcript of the gene grwd1, whose product is annotated as glutamate-rich WD repeat containing 1. Gene Ontology annotation, cellular component: nucleolus. The transcript is spliced from 7 exons. Gene Ontology annotation, molecular function: protein binding. The record is from RefSeq and is a predicted model, not a curated record. Gene Ontology annotation, biological process: ribosome biogenesis. NCBI's taxonomy places the organism in Eukaryota, Metazoa, Chordata, Actinopteri, Clupeiformes, Engraulidae. The coding region runs from base 72 to 1439 and encodes 455 amino acids.
GUCAGCUGUUCUCGUACAACCACCCACGUGACUAAAAGUGGUAGCCGAGGGGAGUGUUGCGGUCUCUCAAAAUGUCCGCGCCCGGUGAAGACACGUUUCCCUGCGAAGAUGGAGAGGUUGAGGAUAUGGAAGCGAGUGGCAGCGAUGAGGAUGAAAUGGAUGAAGAACGGGAAGAUGGAGCAGAAGAAGCAAAAGUGUACGUGCCCGGUUUACAGCCGCUACAGCCCGGAGAGGAGCUGGAAAUGGACCGAUCAGCCUACCGCAUGUACCACGAGUGCCAGACAGGAGCUCCUUGCCUAAGUUUUGACGUUUUGCGGGACAGCGAAGGAGAUGGAAGAGAGCAGUUUCCCCUGUCGAUGUUGUUGUGUGCUGGAACACAGGCUGACACGGCGCUCAGCAACAGACUCAUUGUUAUGAGGAUGCACAACCUGCUUGGCACAGAGAAGAAGACCAAACAAGGGGAAGGGGAAGGAAGCAGCGAUGACGAUAGUGAAGAUGAUGAGGAUGAAGAGGACGAGGACAAGAAACCGCAGAUGGAGUUGGCGAUGAUGCCACAUUAUGGGGGGAUCAACAGAGUGAGGGUGACCCAGCGUGGUGAGCAGUCGCUAGCGGCCGUGUGGUCAGAUAAGGGUCAGGUGGAGAUCUUUGACCUUCGACCCCAAUUGGAGGCUGUCCACAGCGCCGCAGCAAUGGCUGCAUUCGUUAAGCGCCAGAAGGAGGCCACGCCCCUCUUCAGUUUCGCUGGUCACAUGUCCGAGGGCUUUGCCAUCGACUGGUCGCCCAAAGUGCCAGGACGGCUGGUCAGUGGCGACUGUAAGAAGAACAUUCAUGUCUGGGAACCGCGGGAGGACGGGACGUCGUGGCAGAUUGACCAGCGGCCGUUCAGCUCUCACACCAAGUCUGUGGAGGACCUGCAGUGGUCACCCACGGAGGCUACGGUUUUCGCCUCUUGCUCUGUGGAUCAAUCUAUCCGUGUCUGGGACACCCGAGCGCCUCCCAAUUCCAUGCUCUCCGCCAAUGAGGCUCAUUCCUCAGAUGUUAAUGUCAUCAGUUGGAACCGCAGUGAACCGUUCUUGGUCUCUGGAGGCGAUGAUGGACACCUGAAAGUUUGGGACCUGAGGCAGUUCCAGAGUGGUAAAGCGGUGGCCACGUUCAAGCAGCACAGCGCCCCCAUUACCUCAGUGGAAUGGAACCCCAGUGACUCCAGCGUUUACGCUGCCUCUGGUGCAGACGACGUGGUCAGCCAAUGGGAUCUCUCCGUGGAGUCAUGUGACGUGGGAGCGCGGGCAGAGGGGGUGAAAGACCUGCCGCCGCAGCUGCUCUUCCUGCACCAGGGUCAGACGGAAGUGAAGGAGAUUCACUGGCACCCACAGAUACCCGGAGCCAUGAUCUCCACGGCUCUGUCGGGUUUCAAUGUGUUCAGGACUAUCUCUGUGUGAGGCUUGUUGUGUGUGUGUGUGUGUGUGUGUGUGUGUGCGUGUGUGUGCGUG